UGUUGACUUGGGAAGUAAGGGAUGGACUUUAGAUGAGACCUAUUCAGGCUCUUGUAAGAGAGAGCAGACUAAUUCUGCCCUUUGGCAUUCACUCCUCUUUACACUGGUUCACCCGUGUAAAACAGAAGGAUUAAACUUAAAGACGACAAUACUGCUGUGAGAAGAAACCCACUUCAUUUUGUAUUGUUCGCAACUAAAUCGUUUUUCAGCUGCAAAACGUAAGCAUUUCUGUGAGAUGCCAAGUUUACAUGUAUAUGAUAACACGUGGAAUGACAUUUGUGAGCUCUUAAGUAACUAGCAGCAAUCAUCAAGAGAGGGAAUCCAAAAGUUUUAGGAAGAAGGGAGUUUCUGGGGAAAGCUUAGUAUGGCAGAGUAACUGGAGCUCUUGAGGAGGGGGGACUCCCUGAUGGAGCUCAUUUGAAGUGUGUUUGAAGUGCGAUAGGUUGGGUCGCAAAGGGUGAAUGCCCCAUCCUGACUGGCUGAGUCUUGGUUGAGGGGGUGUGGCUCGGAGCUGGCGCUGGCUCUGUGGGACUAGUAGAGUAAGGAAACGGCCAUCUGGUUGACCUGCUCCCCUCCCCUCCACACAAACACACACACUCACACAGACACAGGCGCCAGUGCAUGUGACACUCUCUCCCUUUGAUACGGGAUGUAGUCAAGCUGACAGCUUCGGACGCAAAAGGUUCUGGACUGAGGACUGGAGAUCGCCUGUCUUGGAUUUAGACAAUUGUACGUGUGGCUACCAAAGACAUGUAGCCCAGAGACUCUUGGAAACACACAGGGGAGACAAGAAAACCUUUGCCAGCCAGGUGUCUGCUGCUUACUAAGGUCGCUCUGAUGAACUUGGAGAACGCAGCCGGUUACCACGGUGCCGUGAGGCCACUGGAUAUGGAGCAGAAAGUCAGCAAGCUCACCUUUGGCUUCCAGCGGAGCUCCACAUCGGACGAUGACUCAGGCUGUGCCCUGGAGGAGUAUGCCUGGGUGCCACCCGGCCUGCGUCCUGAACAGGUCCAGCUGUAUUUCUCCUGCCUGCCUGAGGACAAGGUUCCCUAUGUGAACAGUCCUGGAGAGAAAUACCGCAUCAAGCAGCUCCUGUACCAACUGCCUCCCCACGACAAUGAGGUGCGGUACUGCCAGUCCCUCAGCGAGGAGGAGCGGAAGGAGCUGCACAUGUUCAGCGUGCAGCGCAAGAAGGAGGCGCUCGGAAGGGGAACGCUCAAGAUGGUGCCAAGGAUGAUGGCGCAUGCAAUUUGUGAAAAUUGCGGGGAAAGUAUCAAUGGUGGUGAGAUGGCAGUUUUUGCCUCCAGAGCUGGGUCUGGACUCUGCUGGCAUCCGGCGUGUUUUGCAUGCUCAACCUGCAACGAGCUCCUGGUGGACCUGAUCUACUUCUACCACGAGGGCAAGAUCCAUUGUGGCCGUCAUCACGCAGAAUUGCUAAAGCCUCGAUGCUCAGCCUGUGAUGAGAUCAUCUUUGCUGACGAGUGCACAGAGGCAGAGGGCCGCCACUGGCACAUGAACCACUUUGCCUGUUUCGAGUGCGAGACCAUUCUGGGUGGGCAGAGGUACAUCAUGAAGGAUGGCCGGCCGUUCUGUUGUGGCUGCUUUGAGUCUCUCUAUGCAGAGUACUGCGAAGCGUGUGGAGAGCACAUCGGUGUGGACCAUGCUCAGAUGACAUACGAUGGCCUCCACUGGCAUGCGACUGAGACGUGUUUCAGUUGUGUCCAGUGUAAGGCUUCCCUGUUGGGCUGCCCUUUCCUCCCAAGACAGGGACGGAUUUACUGCUCCAAGUCCUGCAGCCUGGGAGAGGACGUCCACGCGUCAGACUCCUCGGACUCGGCCUUCCAGUCAGCCCGCUCCCGUGAGUCCCGCCGCAGCGUGCGUAUGGGAAAGAGCAGCCGCUCGGCGGACCAGUGCAGACAGUCACUGCUCUUCUCCCCCGCCGACAACUACAAGUUUCCCGGCUUCUCUGGAAACGCGGAGGACACGUUGUCCAACAAGCUCUCGCAGCUCAGCUUCCCCGAUGGCCACUUCUGGAGGAACAGGGAGGAGCAGGAGGCCCCUGAGGACCACGAGGAGUGGGCCGAGCACGAAGACUACAUGACCCAGCUCCUGCUGAAGUUUGGAGAGCACGGAGUGUUCCAGCAGCAGGAGGACGCCAGGCCAACGGAACUUUGGAUGAACGAGUCGGAGGUCAAAACAAAGGCCGAGCCCAAGUCAGGCGGCAGCAGCAGCAGCCAGAGUCUGGCUAGUAAGAAGUACCAGGUGGACAUGUACUGGGCUCAGUCCCAGGAUGGACUGGGUGACUCGGCUUACGGCAGCCACCCUGGUCCUGCAAGCAGCAGGAAGAUCCAGGAGCUGGACCUGGAGGAGCAUGGUGCCAGUGGCUUCAAGCGUAAUGACAAGCAAUGGUAUGACGACUCUCUAGAGUGCAUUACUGAUGAACUGAAGCUGAACGAGCAGAGUGUCAGAGACUCAAUGGACUCCCUGGCAUUGUCUAAUAUCACAGGUGCAUCGGUUGACGGUGACAGCAGAGAUCGACCACUGCUUUACUCAUUACAAGACUUUCCUGAACUUGAGGUAGAGGACUGCGAGAACACCAGCAACAUGGGAACACUCAAUUCCUCCAUGCUGCACAGGAGCGCCAACUCCCUCAAGAGCCUAACCUCCGAGCUGGAGCAACAGGAGGUGGUGGAGGAGGAGCAGGAAGAGGAGGUGGUGCCCCUGCCGGAGGAGAGGCCUAAGCUGCCUCACUUACCUGUGCUGCGUAGGACCAGAUCACAGUCCAGGCCCCAGCAGGUCAAGUUCUCAGAUGACGUGGUGGACAACGGACGCUAUAAUGACCUGGAGGUGCGCCAGCCUCCCAUGAGCGAACGGACUCGCCGACGGGUGUAUCACUUUGACGAGCCGGACCAACAGCAGCACCAGCACCAGCACCACCACCGCCACCGGCGGCGCAGGAGCCGCAAGACCCGUUCCGACAACGCCCUGAAUCUGCCCCCUAAGGACAGGGCCCGCGUCUACUUCAGAGAGGACCACCACAAGCGCUCGAACCCACAGCAGUACGGACAGCCCUCGCAAGCCCACGCUGUCUCUGACUAUGGUCUGCAGAACCCAGCUGUGGAGAGGUUCCUGGGGCUCUAUGGGGCUGAGGAUGAUGACUGGUGCUCCACCUGCUCCUCUUCCUCAUCGGAGUCUGAGGAAGAGGGCUUCUUCCUCGGCCAGCCCAUUCCUAAGCCUAGGCAACCCAGGUACCAUUACUACGCUGAUGAUCUACCCAGCCAAGUGCCUCCCACUUUUGGCCCAAGAACAAAAUCCAAAAAGAAGAGAGGACACAAGGGCAAAAACUGUAUCAUUUCAUAAAUCAACUAUAACUUCUAUUAGAUUUUUAUUUCAGCUUUCUUUUACUUGCCUCUGUAUAAUACUGUCGCUUCUCAAAGACCUGCAUUGAUUUCCUCGUGUUAUUGUUGAUGGGGAUUUUGUGAGAUGGCCUGGAUUAGUUCUAUAACAGUGUUUACACUAAACUCCUUAUUUGACAAAACAUAGUAGGAAACCUGAAAAAUGGUCAUGUUCCAAAUGUUUCUUUGUAUGAGUAUCAAUGUCACCAUCUAUGAAAACAGAACUUACACAUUGGAGAAUGAAACAGUUGACAUGUACUAAUAAGUCAUAAGCACCCUGUGCAGGUUAAAAGAUAUUUAUGAAACAGCAUUUACAAACUGAAAAUCUUAUUUAACAGUGCAAAUAUUAAUGUAUAUAAUGUAAAGUUAAGAUGUAAAACUGAUAUUUUUAUAUCCCUGAGUUUCAAAAGAUGUUUUUAUAUGUUCUGGCUACAAGUACUAGUUUUGGACCUGCAGUUAUGGUUUUGAGUUCUGCUUUUGUUAAUCAGGGUUUUAAAAAUAAUAAAGUAACAUAUGUUCAUUAC
Molecule: messenger RNA, 3919 nt
Organism: Clupea harengus (Atlantic herring)
Lineage: Eukaryota; Metazoa; Chordata; Actinopteri; Clupeiformes; Clupeidae
Gene: prickle1a
Product: prickle homolog 1a
Molecular function (GO): zinc ion binding
Source: RefSeq, a predicted model, not a curated record